UCGGAGCGCUCAGGAGAGGAUGUGGAUAUCAUUCUGACCAGAUUGAAAGAGGUUAAAGCCUUUACCAAGUUUCCACCUCCACUCUUGGUGCAGAUCUGCACCUGUGCCUUCUAUGAAUGUCUGGAGAAAGGCAUUACGUUGUUUCGACAAGGUGACAUUGGCACCAGCUGGUAUGCGGUUCUGUCUGGCUCUUUGGAUGUGAAAGUUUCGGAAACCGCCAACCAUCAGGAUGCAGUCACCAUCUGCACUCUGGGGAUUGGGACAGCCUUUGGGGAGUCCAUCCUGGACAACACGCCACGUCACGCAACCAUCAUCAGCAGAGAGACUAGCGAGCUGCUGCGAAUUGAACAGCGGGAGUUUAAGACCCUCUGGGAGAAGCAUCGUCAGAGCCUUGCUGGACUGUUGGCCCCCCCUUAUGGAGCAAUGGAGAGCGGCUCUAACAAUGACAGACUUGCCGACAAAGACAACUUGAACUCCGACUCUGCCAACAAAACUCAUAAUAAGAUUCCCACAGAAAAGCUCCAACGAGCUGGCAAGGUUCUGCGCAACGCCAUACUGUCCCGAGCCCCUCACAUGAUCCGAGACAGGAAAUACCACCUCAAGACAUACAGACAAUGCUGCGUCGGCACCGAACUGGUGGACUGGCUCGUGCUCCAGAGCGCUUGCGUUCUCACCCGUUCCCAUGCGGUUGGCAUGUGGCAAGCGCUGCUAGAAGAUCAGGUGCUGAAUCACGUGGACCAGGAACUGGGUUUUCAGGACAAAUACCUGUUCUACCGCUUUCUGGAUGACGAGGAAGAGGACACGCCAUUGCCUAGUGAGGAGGAGAAGCGGGAGAGCGAAGAGGAACUGCCAGAGACGAUCCUCUUCCUUGCUCAGAUUGGACCGGACGCACUGCUGCGCAUGAUCCUCAGGAAAUCGCCUGGUCAGAGGACAGGCGAUGACCUGGAGAUCAUUUAUGAUGAGCUGCUUCACAUCAAGGCCUUAGCUCACCUUUCCAACACUGUGAAGCGGGAACUGGCAAGUGUUGUCAUCUUCGAGUCACACGCUAAAGCUGGAACCGUGUUGUUCAACCAAGGAGAAGAGGGCACCUCAUGGUACAUCAUUCAAAAGGGCUCCGUCAAUGUUGUUAUCUAUGGCAAGGGGGUGGUGUGCACGCUCCAUGAGGGGGACGACUUUGGAAAGUUGGCCCUGGUUACAGAUUCACCUCGUGCUGCCUCCAUCGUCCUGAGAGAGGACAACUGCCACUUCCUUCGGGUAGACAAGGAGGAUUUCAACAGGAUUCUUAGGGAUGUGGAAGCCAACACAGUACGUUUGAAAGAGCACGAGCAAGCCGUGCUGGUCUUAGAGAAGAGCCCUCGAGCGUCCACCUUGGGGAGCAUCAAGUACACUGUGAUCUCAGGCACUCCAGAGAAAAUUCUCGAGCACUUUUUGGAGACCAUGAGAAUGGACAUUCAUCACAGUGAACAAGACCCAGCAGUGGAUGAUUUUGUCCUCAUGCAUUCUGUCUUCAUGGCCAACAGUCAGCUGUGCCCGCUACUUAUGGCUCACUACCAUGCGGCUUCUCCACCCGGUUCGGAACAGGAGAGGUUAGAGCAUGCGCUCAACUGCAAAAGGAGGGCUCUAAUUCUGGCCCUGCGCUGGGCUAACACACAUACGUAUCUCCUACAAGAGGAGCCUGCUGCAAUUUCCUUCCUGGAGGAGUUGUUUGGAAGUGUUUCAAAUGAUUCGCGCAUGCUCAGAGCAUUGAAAGAUUUGCUUCCUGACCUAGAGAAAGUCGUCAAAUUACAUUCGGAGGAAGCCAAGUCAACAAAAAAGGCAAGUAAGACUUUAAUACGGCAGUUCAGUAAUGGGGAGGAGAGGUUGCAGAAGAAACAGGCCAUUCGAAAUCAAGAUGACAUCCUACUGAAGGUGUACUGCAGUGACCACACGUACACCACCAUUCGGGUUGCCGUGGCAGCGACGGGCAGAGAAGUGAUUUGCGCCGUAGCUGACAAACUGGGUUCCACGGACGAGCUGGUGCUGGUUCACCUCAACUCUGCUGGCGAGAAACAAAUCUUGAAGCCAAAUGAUGUGUCUGUGUUUUCAACUGUGAGCAUCAACGGCCGAUUAUUUGCCUGCGCACGAGAACAACUCAGUAGUCUCACUCCUCUUCCAGACCAGGAGGGACCCUCUGCUGGUUCCAUGUCGACUUUUGAGCUGAUGAGUUCCAAGGAUCUCGCCUAUCAAAUGACAAUGUUUGACUGGGAGCUCUUCAGCUGCAUGCAUGAGCACGAACUGCUCUACCACACGUUCGGCCGCCAGAACUUCCGAAGAACCACAGCCAACUUGGACCUUUUCCUGCGAAGGUUCAAUCAGGUUCAGCUGUGGGUCGUCACCGAGGUGUGCCUCUGCGCUCAGCUCAGUAAGAGGGUCCAGCUCCUCAAAAAGUUCAUCAAGAUUGCAGCACACUGCAGGGAGUUCAAGAACCUGAAUUCAUUCUUCGCCAUCAUCAUGGGCAUGAGCAACCCUGCCGUCAGCAGGCUGAGUCAGACAUGGGAGAAGCUGCCUACCAAGUUUAAAAAGUUCUACGCAGAGUUCGAAAGCAUGAUGGACCCGUCCAGAAACCAUCGAUCCUACCGGCUUACAGUCAGCAAACUUGAGCCGCCGAUUAUCCCAUUUAUGCCCCUCCUACUCAAAGAUAUGACUUUUACUCAUGAAGGCAACAAGACAUUCAUUGACAGUAUGGUCAAUUUUGAGAAAAUGCGCAUUAUCGCGAACACGAUUCGGCAAGUGCGGCACUGUAGAAGCCAGCCUUUCAAUCCUGACAUCUGCCAACCCAACAAGAAUCAAGCAGAGGUCAGAGGUUACGUCCGGAAGCUGUGCGUGAUCGACAACCAGAGGGUGCUGACGCAGCUCUCCUACAGACUGGAACCUCGCCGGACAUGA
Molecule: messenger RNA, 2925 nt
Organism: Nerophis lumbriciformis (worm pipefish)
Lineage: Eukaryota; Metazoa; Chordata; Actinopteri; Syngnathiformes; Syngnathidae
Source: RefSeq, a predicted model, not a curated record